Calliphora vicina (urban bluebottle blowfly) is the source of this 1088-nucleotide messenger RNA. RefSeq lists its product as uncharacterized. The record is from RefSeq and is a predicted model, not a curated record. Bases 459 to 1085 code for a protein of 208 amino acids. NCBI's taxonomy places the organism in Eukaryota, Metazoa, Arthropoda, Insecta, Diptera, Calliphoridae. The transcript is spliced from 3 exons.
GCAAUAAUCAAUCAUUUCAUAGCGUGUCAUUUAGCUCAUACUCUCGUCUUGAUAUCAAUAUAAACCAAAAAUCCCCAGCUUGUUUAACUUAAAAAAAAAUAUAACGCCAGUGCUCGCUUGCUCAAUAUCUAGAAUAGACUGCUCAUUUUGCGCCAAAAAAUCCUUACAACAAAUAAAUAUCAACAACACCAUAAAAAAAUCACCAACACCACUAAAACAAAACUCUCUCUCUCUAAAAAAAACUCAAACCAAUAACUCUUGUGGUGCCAGCAGCUGUUCAUCGUCAUCUUUAUCAAAUCCUGGCAACUCAAAUUGUCAAACAUCACCGCCUCCACCACCCCCUCAGUCACUGAUACGUGACUAUUGGUAUGAAUUGAAAUUUUCGGAUUUAUUUAAAUUUAUCAAUGCCGAUGGUCGCUAUCAAUGUCCACGUUAUAAUUGUUUAAAAAGUUAUAAAGAUGCUAGCUCUCUACAGCGACAUAUCAGAUCAAUUGAAAUUUGGUGACAAUGAUUUCAUUAUAAUGGAUGAGCUAAAUGAAAUCAGCAGUGCCCUGACCAGUACCUCUCACUUGAGUGUGGAAAAUGAACGUUGUACCCGUUUGGAUUCAUGCCAAUCUCCCGAUCAGUUUUUCGUUAAUAUGGUCAAUGAAUUUCUCAAUGAUGAUACCACCACCUUGCCAGAUGAGACUUCAAAAACUUCUCCCUUGAAUAUUGAAUAUUUGGAAGAGCCCAGCGAUAAUGGUGUGGAAAGUCUUAUAAAUUUUCAUUGCCUAAAUAAAACCACCAAAAUAGUGGCAUCAACUUCAUCAUCGUCUUCCGUAUCACCUGCAGCCACUACCACCACCACCGGUGCUUUUCGUAUUAAUGAAUUGACUGAUGAUACAAAAAACAUUAACUCCUUGUUGUUGCCAAAUUUAAAUGAGAAUUUACCCAGAAAUGUUAAGGAGAUUUGCUAUCAAAGAUUUGGUCGCUUCAAUACCAAUCUGCCGGCUGAGGUACAUAAUUUUAAGUGUCAUCUGUGUGCGUUUUCAUGUGCAUGGAAAGAGAUAUUAUUGCAACAUUUUCAAGAUAAACAUCCAACUUAGUUA